Messenger RNA from Triticum turgidum subsp. durum (durum wheat), 537 nucleotides. Lineage: Eukaryota; Viridiplantae; Streptophyta; Magnoliopsida; Poales; Poaceae. The record is from the annotation of a GenBank genome assembly.
AUGUUCGCGAGCAGGCCGGCGGUGCACCCGGUGGAGGCGCCGCCGCCGACGGAUCCGGUGGAGCAGCCCACGGGGGUGCUCAUGAAGGACCUGCCCGGGAUGCCCGGCACGGCCGGCGGCCUCGCGCUCCGCCUCGCGCAGUUCGCCUUCGCCGGAGUCGCCCUCGGCGUCAUGGCCUCCACCAACGACUUCCCCUCCGUCAGCGCCUUCUGCUAUCUUGUUGCAGCAACCAUAUUGCAAUGCCUAUGGAGCUUCUCGCUUGGGAUUGUUGAUAUCUAUGCAUUGCUUGUUAAGCGUUGUCUAAGGAACCGCCGCGCUGUUUGCCUGUUCGCAAUUGGAGAUGGGAUCACGGCAGCACUCAUCUUCGGCGCAGCAUGCUCGUCGGCAGGCAUCACGGUCCUGAUCGACAACGACCUGAACAUCUGUGCCGAGAACCACUGUGGCAGCUUCGAGACCGCGACGGCGAUGGCAUUCAUGAGCUGGUUUGCUCUCACGCCCUCCUUCCUGCUGAACUUCUGGUCGAUGGCUUCCCGAUGA